This is a messenger RNA of Periophthalmus magnuspinnatus, 5383 nucleotides long. RefSeq names its product TOG array regulator of axonemal microtubules protein 1. The transcript is spliced from 23 exons. Gene Ontology annotation, biological process: microtubule cytoskeleton organization. Bases 407 to 4723 code for a protein of 1438 amino acids. The record is from RefSeq and is a predicted model, not a curated record. NCBI's taxonomy places the organism in Eukaryota, Metazoa, Chordata, Actinopteri, Gobiiformes, Gobiidae. Gene Ontology annotation, molecular function: microtubule binding. Gene Ontology annotation, cellular component: cytoplasmic microtubule; cilium.
UCACCAUGGAAGCGCUCAGUUUGCGACAUUUAUUCGCCAUUUUGCGCUUUCGGUGUGUGUGUGGGAUAACGUCCGUGCAAAUACCUCACAAGCUUUUAAACAUUUAACACUAUCGACACCACUUAAGACAGCCGAGGGCAUGCCUACGAUGAGACAACAGUAGUUGCACCAGAACGACAUGGAAAUUUGGAACACGUAAUGUUAGAUCGCCUCGUCGAGCGUCAAAUAAGCGGAGCAGCAGCAAAAAUGCGAGGCUGAAGCUGUAAAAACAAGACUCCAUCACCAACUGCUAAAAUGCAAGCACCACAUAAACAAGUAAGAAAAGAAGAGGGAUCUCAUUGUCCUCACCUGGUUGCAUCUGCUUCCUUGAACUGACUUGUUUGACAACACCUUGCAAUUCUCAAUAAUGAUACAAGGAUUAAUUUCCCAAGAGUUACAUGAGCAGCUCUUGGACUUUAAAAAUUACCAAAAUCGUACAAACGGGGUAGAAAAACUUAAACAAAUUCUGUCAGAGGUGGACAUACAGUCUAUUCCAUCUGACAGUAUUGAAGAAUUUAUACAUUUCAUUUCUCGCCUUCUGGAUGAUAGUAAUUUUAAAGUUUUGUACGGCACCCUACAAGUUUUGAGUUUACUCAUUCAGCGGCUAGAUAAUAGACUAGACAAACACUUUCAACAAAUUAUUGAUGUGGCUCUCAAAGCUCUUGGGGACACCCGUACCAUCACCAGGAAUGAAUAUAUGAAUGUGUUUCGGCAGCUGAUGAAAGCGAUAGCACCACAGCAAAUAUUGGAUCUAGUUAUAGGCAACUUGAAACACAAAAAUUCAAGGAUCCGAGAAGACAUCCUUAACAUCAUCAUAGCUGCUUUGCUCACUUAUCCAAGAAAGAAUUUUAACAUUCCUAAGCUUUGUCAUGAGGUCGCCCCAUAUCUUGCUGAUGGUAAAAGAAAGGUGCGACUUGCUGCAUUGGAGCUUUUUGCUGUUUUUGACCAUUGCCUUGACACAGGGAAGAAACAGCCCUUAAUAAAAGCUGUUGACAUGGUUGAGCUUAACGAGGAAGCUGAGGGUCUCAUGGCAGCCGUACAAGCAAGAAGAGCCAGGCGCAUUCUCCCUAAACUCUCCCCAGAGGGUAUUGUGGAGUAUGCAUUGAUAGUGCCCAAACCAGGACAACGGAGCUCAGGGCAGACAGGAGCUGAUUUGGACUGGGUGAUGAACGGUGGGAGGAUAAGCAGCGCAAGGAGUACCAGGACCGAACCAGACUGCGACAGAUUACAUGGCUACAGCAGUCUUGGUUCAGACGACAUGCCUCUUCAAAGGAGGAUCGUGAGCGCAGAUAAAGGAAAGAACAAACUGCCCUGGGAGAUGUUUACUUUGCCAUCCACCGAGAGUAACCAGCAAUGCAAUACACCUGAUGGAAAGGUUACCAAUGAAGACUUUCUCCCUUUCUCAAGAAAACUAAGCCCAGACACCUACAUACCCAGUUUCAGCUCAGCAGAACCUCCAAGGCUCCAAUCAUCGAGAAGGAAUGAGUCACCUGCACGUCUCAAAAGGAGUGGUAGCCUUAACCUUGACCAGGACAUAUUCAAGACCACAAACCUCUCUGAAGUAGAUUCAACCACGGGAAAUUUGCUUUCAAGAAACCCUAGCGUUGAACGUACAUUUUCUCUGCCGGCCAAGUCUUCCUCUACUGGCUCAUUUCUACUGCCUUCCUAUCCACUGGCCUCACUUCCAGGCAGCGUCCCCACUCCAACUUUCCCCCGUCGCCACGUAGACUCCUCUCUCUCCAUGUCUAAUACUUGGCCAAACAAAAGAGACACUAGUCCUCACCAGCGAGAUCCUAGUCCCUGGAGAGAUCUAUCAAGCACUACAAAAGAUGGAAAAGAAAGUCGGUGCUCUCCCAGGCCUCCUCGUGCCUCACUUGCUAGUUCUUCGACAUCGUCAUUUCGAAGAGCACUUAAUAGUACGAGAACAAACAGCUCUGCGUCCCCAGUUAUCCCUCACGGAGAACAGAAUGAGCAUUUAGAAAUGAGAGAUUUUAGUGCAGAUCCUGGGAAUAGCAGCAUGGACCAGAACCUUGAAGACGAGGACCCCUUGGACAUGCAGGAGAUGCUGAAUUCACUGCGCUCCUUGCGAAACAGUGCUGCCAAGAAAAGGGCCAAAGUGACCCUUAGUAACUCAGACCUGGAUCCAGACAGUCCGGAUUCAGCUGUGAGGUUAGACCUGGGUCUAGAUUCACCAUCACGUACUCCACCAAUGCUUACAAGCUCAGCAAGUGAAAGUGGGCUCUCCAGCCUUGCCUCUGCUUUCAACUGCAGCCUUAAUGGAAUUAAAACUAGCCCAAGAAAUUCUUCCUACUUUGGAGUGAAGUCUCGCUUUACAAGCGUGUCUUCUGCACCACUGAGGUCCUCAGUGUCCAUGGACUUCAGCAGCCUCCAAGGAUUGGCUCAGAGGAAUGAGUGGUCAUCUGAUGUGGGUGUUGUUGGGCACUCCUUGUCAUACACAAAUGGAACAACUAAAGCUGAGAAUGAGAACAGAGAAGCUUCACCUCAAAUGGUCAAACCCACUCCACGGGAAUCAGUCCGAGGACUGAAAGGUGCCAAAGGCUCUCACAGCCAGAGUAGCAAGAAUUCAUCAGGUAUCGAUAUGCUUGAAGGGGUCGUUGGAAGAGGAAUAAACAGCCAUACAAACAUAACUAGCAUGCAGACCGAAAGUGAUGAGAGCCCACGCUCAGAUGGGGGCAAGGAAAAUGUAAGAGCUGUACUUUUAAGCAGGGAUAAAAUAUGGCAGCAGCACACAAACGUGUCUGAUGAGCUAAGUCAUGGAGAGCAGACACGAGAAAGGAUUCGCCAUCGUGUCCAGCAGAUGCUGUCAGAUUCACCCACAGAUCUCCAUUUAAAUGGCAGCACCCUGAGCUCUACCAAAGCUAAUAUUUUUCCAAAUGAGCCCCUCAUCUCUCCGAGAACUCCUGUCAGCCCAUCAGAAGCCCAGACCCCCGUUAAGGGCUUCACUCCUUCACACCAGCCUAGUCCUCCUGCAGUGCCCCCAAACCCCAAAAGUGUGUGCCGUCUGAGGCGGACAGCUAGCCUUGGCAGGACACGGGCUUCACAGUCUCACUGCUCAGAUGAGGCUAUCUCUGGUUCUCUGGGCCACAAAAACAAUUUCUCAGAAGCUGCUGAAAUAUGUCCACUUUCCAAGCCUGAACUAGCACUGACCCAGAGCUUCAACCUUCUGAGCUCAGAUGACUGGGAGAAGAAGAUAGAAGGAUUAACUUUUCUGAGGAGCUUGGCAAACUACCACUCUGACACACUCCAAAGCAGGCUUCAUGAUGUGUGCCUUUUACUCACUCAAGAGGUUAAAAACCUGCGCUCGGGUGUGUCGAGGGCUGCUGUGUGCACACUUGGCGACUUCUUUAGUCAUCUGCAGAAAGCCAUGGACCAAGAGCUAGAGGGGACAGUUAAAUCCUUACUGCACAAAGCUGGAGAGACCAAUGCCUUUAUUAGACAGGAUGUGGAUGCAGCUUUAGACUGCAUGGUGCAGCACUGCACUCCAACGCGGAGUAUUCAUGCUUUACUAACUGGAGGCCUUGGUCAUCUCAAUGCUCUUGUGAGGAGGUGCACUGCCCUACAUUUAGCUAAUCUGGUGGACAAGGUUGGUGCUGCCCGUCUUCUGUCUGGAGGAAGAGAACUUACAGACAGGAUCUUGCUAGCCAUUUCAAAACUGUCACAAGACUCCUCUCAAGAAGCCAGGUAUUUUGGUCGACGCAUGCUGCUCUCUCUGUCAUCACAUCCCGACUUUGAUAAGAUUCUUGAGAAAUAUGUUCCCACCAAAGAUCUACCAACUAUUCGAGUCACUGUCCUAACUUUAAAGACAAAGGGUCUUGGUGACAUGCCCUCGGACAGCCAGUCAGCCAGAGGCAGGCGUUCUUUGUCAGGCUGCAGAACAGUCAGAGCAUCAUCUCUCAACAGAGAACCUCUCAAUCAAACCACAAGAGAAUCAAAUACUCUCAACUGCAGAACUGCACAGAAUAUAGCUGUUAAGACUGAAUAUGUGAAGCAGAUGUCAAGUCUGCUGGGGUCAAAGGACUUCCGAGAGAGGAUCAAGGGAAUCGACCAGCUAGUGAUAGACUGCCAGAACAAUCCCAAUAUGGUGAUCAACAGUAUAAUCCCAGUUUUUGAUGUCUUUAGGUCUCGGUUGCAGGAAUCAAACAGUAAGGUCAACCUUUAUGCACUAGAGUCCCUGCAGAAAAUUAUCCCUUUGUUGAAGGACAACUUAUCUCAAGUGGUUAACAUCCUUGUCCCAGCCAUCGUGGACAAUCACCUCAAUUCUAAGAAUAAUGCUGUUUACAUUGCUGCUAUUGGAGCUCUAAAUGCACUAAUAUUAAAUCUUGAUAAUGUACUUCUUCUUCAGCUUUUUUGUACCAAGGCUCAAUUUUUAAGUGGCAAAGCAAAAGUUGAUCUUAUUGAGAAGGUUGCAGAGAUUGUGAGUGAACUUUACCCUCGCAAACCCAGCAUGGUGGAGCAGAAAGUGUUGCCAUUACUGUGGCAUCUUCUGGGAACAUCAUCUCACAGCGGCACAGAUCAUGGGCGAGGCAGCAGCGUGAGGGGUGCAACAGUCAACCUGUGCCAAGCCCUUUAUACCCAGAUGGGACACAGCUUGAGUGACUGCGCUGCCUCUCAACCGACCAAUGUCCACAAAAGUUUUAACGAGGUACUUCGGACAAUAAACUAAACGGAAAUUCAAAUAGUUUGAAGAUUACUUGAAUUUUUUCCUAGUGCCUGCACUUUUAUAUCAAUAAAGAUAAAAUCCUUUAACAUUAGGAGCUCUUAUUCUUAUCUCAGUGAGAUUUCCUCUGGUACAAAACCUGAGAACACCAGGUUUCAUGUAGACAAAAUGCUCUCUUUGCACUUUUAAAUAUGAACUCAUGCAUGUUAAACAAUAUAGAUUUUGUCAUUGCUUUUUCAGAUUCUAAUCAUGUACUGUAGAAAAGAUUAAGACUAACAGAAUGUACCAAUGAAAUGCACAAAAAGUAAACGGUUCAAGACAGGGACAUGAGAGUUGUAUAUUUUUGCUGUAUCAUUAAAUGUGAUGUAAUUUUGAUGUUUUAUCAAAUAUUUUAUCAUCACUUUUGAUCUUAUAUUGAUGUUUUGUGAAAUAACAAAUUCUAUAAUUGUGUACUGCUCAGAUAUAUAUUUGCACAGUAUUAACGUCAUAUUCAUGUAUGCCGUAUAAUGAAACAGUAUCAAAUGCGUCUGUUGUGUUGUAAUCAUGCUCUGUACUGUCUGGCCUUUUAUGUAUGACCAGAAUUUAUUUCCAGAAUUUAUUUCUCCUUUGAUGGUUCAAAUGAGUUGAACCAGGGAAAGGGGAAGGGUUCAGAUAUGACCCUGACAA